GAUCAAAGAGACCUAGAUGAAGGUAUAAAAAUGUUUUAUUGGGGCGAAAAGGUGUCCCGAGGCAUCGGUGCGUGGCCUUUAGCUCCAAACAAUAAUCUUUUCACAGUAUUUUUUAUCUACUUGACUGUUGUUGGAUCACUUGAAUACGUCUCUCUUUUUAAGGAGUACAUCGACUUCACAAGCGCAAUUGAUAUGAUUACUGAAAUUCUUGCAUUCCAGCAUAUUUAUGUGUCCGUAUUAAUGUUGAGAGUUCAUACUGAUAAACUGCGUUAUUUAAUAACAGAGUCGCUGAAGGACUACCAAAUGAGCGCUUUCAAAAAUUCGUUAGAAAUAAAAAUAUUCAUCGCGUAUAUCAAUAAAGGCAGAGCUUUUGCUAAAUUUGUCAUCACUUUUAUAGCAACGACAGCGAUUUCUUGGUUUUUUAUGCCCUUAACAGCAUUAGCCGCUCCAGUUAGCGACAACGAAACAAUGCAAUUUGUUGUACCAUAUCGCUUUUACAUUUUUUAUAAAGUUAAUGAUUAUACAACGUACCUGCUGACAUACAUUUCUCAAGGGCCUCCCUUUUUUAUAAUUAGCACCGGACACAUCACGUCUGAAGGCUUUUUAAUAGUAUUUGCGUUCCAUUUGUGUGGAAGAUUAGCCAUUUUAGUCGAAAGGAUAAACGGACUGAAAAAUGAACCCAAUAUCAGCAAAAUUAAACUUAGUAAAAUAAUUUCAGAACACGCGAGAUUAUUGAAAAUGGGCGAAAAUAUUCGCGGAGCUUUUGCAACAGCAUUAUUGGCGUAUUUAUUAAACGGAAUGAUUUUGCUGUGCUUGAUCGGAUAUCAAAUCCUUGUUAACAUUAUGACAGGACCUAAUUCUGAUCUGAUGCUUCACUUUACAUUCAUCUUCGCGACGUAUUUUAUAAUAACAACAUUUUGCAUCGUCAGUGAACAACUCAUUGAAGAGAGUAACAGUGUUUGCGAAGCUUUUUGGAAUACAGAGUGGUACAAUAUGCCUCGAGAGUGUAUUUACGACAUAAUAUACUGCAUAAACAGAAGCCAAAAGCCUCUUGCGCUGCAAGCUGGAAAAUUUUCAUACUUUGACAGUACCACACUGACCGAGGUGACCAAAACAUCGAUGGGUUACUUGUCAGUGUUGAGAAAUUUUUUAACCGUCGAUUGA
Messenger RNA from Cotesia congregata, 1164 nucleotides. NCBI's taxonomy places the organism in Eukaryota, Metazoa, Arthropoda, Insecta, Hymenoptera, Braconidae. The record is from the annotation of a GenBank genome assembly.